This is a messenger RNA of Cylindrotheca closterium, 669 nucleotides long. The record is from the annotation of a GenBank genome assembly. Lineage: Eukaryota; Bacillariophyta; Bacillariophyceae; Bacillariales; Bacillariaceae.
AUGACUGAACCUUUGUACUCGGACUUCAAUGGCCCCAACGCCAAAAGGAACAGCCAAGCACUGCUCCGGGGUCUCUAUGAAGGUGAGACAGCGGAUCCUUACCUGGUGUCAUUCCUGGACCAUUGCCAAAGGCCGGAGGGCUUGGAAGACCAACCACUGAAAGUGGAUCUGGAGGACCAUGUUAGCUUCUGGCAAUCCAGGCGAGAUUCAGGUGGACCUCAUGCGCACAAUUCAAAUGAUGAAUUCGGAGCUGUAGGCCAACAACAAGAGAGUGGGGAAAUCGGCCAUGGCCUAUGCAGAGCAGCACAACUUGAUCCCAAAGGGACAACAUGGGUCUCGCAAGCGUCACCAGGCCAUCGAUCUGGCCCUUACGAAGCGUCUCACUUGGGACUCUUGCAUCUUCAACGCCGCCCUGCCGGGUGGAUCUCCAACGAUACCAAGUCCUGCUUUGACCGGAUUGUCCACUGGAUGACAAUCAUUAGCCUCAUGCGCUUUGGGAUUCAAUGGCGUACCCUUCGCUCCAUGUUUGAUACACUGAUGAAGUCUAAGCACCGGGUGCAUACCGGGUUUGGCGAUUCAGACCGUGUCUUUACUCCUCCGACCCUGAUUCCAUUUCAAGGAUGUGGACAAGUGAAAUGGGGCAGGACCUCCUAUCUGGGUUGCAAUUAG